AUGGAGCAUAUACAUAAUAUAUAUGAUAUAGAGCUGCUUAGAUAUCCAAUGAAAGCUGCAGAAUCACAUCUUAAGUACCUCAAUUGUUCAUCUCUGCUAAAUUGCUUACAAAAGGCAAAAGAAAGAGAACCUGAUGAAAUAGACUGCAUAGCUACAUUUUGCAUUAUGAAGAAUUUAGAUGAGAAUAUACUAGAGAUGCUAUCUAUAUUUAGUCAAAUACGAAAAGUACUGGUUGAAGCAAAAUACAGGCUCUCAGGAAAUAUAGUACAAAAAUGGCAAGAAAAAGUCAAAAUGAUCGAAUUAAACCCAGGUUUAAUUAAUUAUCUAACAAACAUGAGUCAAGAAGAGGUUAAAAAAGAAAAAAAAGAAGAGAUACUAGCUAGAGACAAGAAAGAAAAUAGUUUAGAAACUAUACAGCAACAAUUGCAAAAAUUAGACAUAGUAACAAACAAACAAAAUCAAGUCAUUAGUAAACAAGAGGAACCAAGAAAUAACAAUUAUAAAGCAAAUAUACUAGCCUAUAAUAUGCCAGGAGAGAAUGAAGAACAAUGUAUUAAAAUGAUAGAAGUUACUUUUGACUGUAAAGCAGAAAAAAAAGAAGCAAUAGACAAGAUAGAGAAGAAAAGCCGAGAUUGGUUUAGAAUGAUUCCAAAAGAAAGUAAAAAACCCAAGAAAAAAGAAAACAAUGACAAUGAAACAAAGAAAGUAAAAAAAGAAAAGAAAUAUAAAAAACAACAAGAAGAUUGGAAGGCAAAAUAUGAUUCAGAAGAAGAAGAAGAAGAAAGGAGAAGACUAAAUAUAGAUAAUGAAGAUAGAAACUCAAAAUAUAUAACAUUGUGGGACCUGCCAAAGGAUAUAAAUCAGCAGGAAAUACAGUAUGCCUACAGAGAAAGAGAAGCAGAAAUACUAUGGGCAAUAUCAAUAGACGACAAAAAACUGGCAAGAAUUACAGAAGCAAGACUAAAAGAGUUGCUAAAAGAGGCAUCAGAGAUACUUCUGCUAAACAAACUAAGAAACAAGGCAGCAAAAUCAGUAUAUAUUCCAUAUAACAGAAAUGGAUGGCAAAGAGCAAUUGCAAUAGUAACUUUUGAAAAUGAAGAAAAUAAAGAUAAAGCUACAAUGAGACCAGUGAGAUACAACAACUGGGAAGAAAAAGUACUCGGUGCAAGAAGAAAAAGAGAAGAAAAAGAAUUUAGUGAAGAAUCUGAAUACAAAAAAAGUGAAGCAGAGGAAUCAGCAAGAGAAAAAAUAGCAAAAAUAGGAAAAAGAAUAUUAAAGAAGACAAAGAAGCAAAGCAAAAAAGAAUCAAAAAUAAAGAAGAAACAA
This is a messenger RNA of Ambispora leptoticha, 1326 nucleotides long. Lineage: Eukaryota; Fungi; Glomeromycota; Glomeromycetes; Archaeosporales; Ambisporaceae. The record is from the annotation of a GenBank genome assembly.